This is a messenger RNA of Heterostelium album PN500, 588 nucleotides long. Its product is annotated as FNIP repeat-containing protein. The transcript is spliced from 5 exons. Lineage: Eukaryota; Evosea; Eumycetozoa; Acytosteliales; Acytosteliaceae. The record is from RefSeq and is a predicted model, not a curated record. The coding region runs from base 1 to 588 and encodes 195 amino acids.
AUGAGCUAUGAGAACAUCACCAUAAUAUCGAUAUCGAUUGAACGAUAUGUUCAAAAAGAUCUUUAUAUGAAUCAAAAUCAAAGUUCAUUAGAUAAUAGUGAUAAGAUAUGUCUUUCUUUGACCUGUAAAAAGCUGUAUAAUGAAAAAGAUGGAUAUCUUGUGUUGAUAACACCACCUUCUAUACAUGAUUUCGAACAUUUAAAGAAGAGACCAUUCUUUAAUAUGAAAGAUUACACAAAUGUAGUGCAAAAGUCAUAUGAACAAAGAGGGAAUGCAAAUGAUUUACCAAACAUAACUCCUCGUGUGUCAAAACCAAAUGAAUUGUUUGAAGUCGGUGUUAUACCCGUUGGAACAACGAAAUUGGUGUUUGGCGAUGAAUUCGAUCGUCAACUAGAACCAAAUUCCAUACCGUCGUCGGUGAUCUCCAUUGUUUUCGGUGCGAAUUUCAAUCAACCCAUUAGAGACGGAGAUUUACCAGUGGAGCUUCUCGCCUCUGAAAAUCAUGCACUCGUCCUCAGUAACAAACUGGAUGGUGGAUUCAUCGAGAUUUCAAAUUUCAAAAAUGGUAAAAGACCAUUAGGUAUUUAA